Molecule: messenger RNA, 951 nt
Organism: Gilbertella persicaria
Lineage: Eukaryota; Fungi; Mucoromycota; Mucoromycetes; Mucorales; Choanephoraceae
Exons: 3
Coding region: 122-865 (247 amino acids)
Source: RefSeq, a predicted model, not a curated record
AAAAUUCAAGUCUAUAAAUCGUAAGUUCCUUGAUGACUUAGAAGCAAUCAAGAAGCAUCCUACGAUUCCCAGAAAAGUGCUUAGCUUAAUUCCUAACCUGAAAAAAAAGGCAAGUCUCUUCAUGCACCCACUAACAGCCAUUUUAAUCAUCAUUCUUCAGUGUAAACGCAAGCAAGACGAGGCAGUUCCUAUCGUGAAUCAUAACACUAACAUCCACGACAAUGAUGCUGUUUUUACUGGUCCUGUAAAAAAUGCAUAUGUUCAUCCUUCGCCACCUACAACUGCUGAAGCACCACCUACAACUGCUGAAGCACCACCUACAACUGCUGAAGCACCACCUACAACUGCUGAAGUACUACCAUACGAUAUUGAUAUCAAUAACUCAAUCUUUUCUACAUUAUUCGAUUCAAUGUUUAAAUUGUAUAAGAACAAAGUGGUAGAUUUAACUAAGCACAGGUUUUCGGAUAGUCCAAGUUUGGUUGCUAAAUUAUACAACCAUUGUAUAAACAUGAUGAAAAACUUCAAGGCACUCAAUACAGAAGAAAGAUCUUACUUGCAUGUCUAUCUUUCUGGAUGCAUAAAUCUAAUUACUACAAGCCAUCGUAAAACCGCAACACAAGUUAUUGGCAACAACGCCCUCACCCAAAUUAUUCAUCAACACCAACCUGAGCAAUAUCUCAACUUUAAUAACGAUGAAUGGAUAAACUUGAAGCUUGAAUUACAGAAAGAAUACACUGAACGGAAGAUAAAUGGCCUACGUUUGUUUAUCUUGAAAAAGAGAGAGUCAGUCUAUCGUUCUCUGCCACAUGUUUCAAGAAGUCAGUCACUGAUAUUGAAAGUCUGCGAUAUUUUCGAAUAUUUGUAAUGAAAUCUUGGGAUUGGAUUUUGAGAUAGAAUUUAACUAGUUUGUUAUAUUUUGUUGAUAAUAUAGUAAAAGCUUUAUUGAUAUAA